Messenger RNA from Vicia villosa (hairy vetch), 1191 nucleotides. RefSeq lists its product as uncharacterized. Gene Ontology annotation, molecular function: nucleic acid binding; zinc ion binding. The record is from RefSeq and is a predicted model, not a curated record. The coding region runs from base 1 to 1191 and encodes 396 amino acids. The transcript is spliced from 4 exons. NCBI's taxonomy places the organism in Eukaryota, Viridiplantae, Streptophyta, Magnoliopsida, Fabales, Fabaceae.
AUGGCAUGUAGGCCUUUUAUAGGGGUGGAUGGUUGUCACCUUAAGACAAAGUAUGGGGGACAACUUUUAGUUGCAGUAGGAAGGGACCCUAAUGAUCAAUACUUUCCAUUAGCUUUUGGAGUUGUUGAAACAGAAACAAAAGAUUCGUGGAGAUGGUUUCUCCAAUUACUACUUGAAGACAUUGGCCAAGAUAGAAGAUAUGUUUUCAUUUCAGAUCAACAAAAGGGACUAAUUCCCGUGGUUGAGGAGAUGUUUGACAAAAUUGAGCAUAGGGUAUGUCUUAGACACCUAUAUGCAAACUUUAAGAAGAAGUUUGGUGGAGGAACCUUAAUUAGAGACCUUAUGAUGGGGGCAGCAAAGGCAACAUAUUAUAAAGCUUGGGAAAAGAAAAUGAGUGAAUUGAAGCAGCUGGACCAAAAAGCUUGGGAGUGGUUGAUGGGUGUGCCUACUAGAGGAUGGUGUAAGCAUGCAUUUAGCUUUUAUCCAAAAUGUGAUGUCUUAAUGAAUAAUAUAAGUGAAUCAUUUAAUAGCACAAUAUUAGUUGCUAGGGAUAAGCCAAUUCUAACAAUGUGUGAGUGGAUUAAAAACUAUUUAAUGAACAAGAUGGCAAUUAGUGUCUCUAAGCUUGAUAAGUGGCAACACAAUGUGAUGCCUAUCCCUAGGAAGAGGUUGGACCAUGAAGUUCUUUUAAGUGGUCAAUGGGUUCCAACUUGGAGUGGAGAGCAAUGUUGGCAUGCUGUGGCUGCAAUGAGUUACGAGAAAAAAUCACCAGAAUCUUAUGUAGAUAACUACUAUAAGAGGGAGGCUUAUAAGCUUUGUUAUAGCUUUAGUGUAAGCCCUAUAAAUGGUAUGGAUAUGUGGCCUAAUGUUGAGGCUGACGAAAUGCUACCACCAUCCUAUAAGAAAGGUCCCGGUAGGCCUAAGAAACUAAGAUUUAGAGAACAUGAUGAGGGUGGUGCAAGGAUGAGGAGGCCCGGUGUUGCUUAUAGGUGCACCAACUGUGAUAAAUUUGGUCACAAUUCAAGAAAGUGUAAAAGUGCCAAAAAUAACCAAGAUGCUUUGAAACGAAAGAGAAAGCCAACAAAUAAACAACAAAAAUCUGACAUGGAAGGUGAAACUGUUGCUGAAACUGAACCUGUAGUUGCUCACGUUACUGCUGUAAUUGAAGAAGAAGUUGUUACUGAUAUUUAA